This is a messenger RNA of Capronia coronata CBS 617.96, 1308 nucleotides long. RefSeq lists its product as uncharacterized. Gene Ontology annotation, molecular function: RNA polymerase II transcription regulatory region sequence-specific DNA binding; DNA-binding transcription factor activity, RNA polymerase II-specific. The transcript is spliced from 2 exons. Lineage: Eukaryota; Fungi; Ascomycota; Eurotiomycetes; Chaetothyriales; Herpotrichiellaceae. Gene Ontology annotation, cellular component: nucleus. Gene Ontology annotation, biological process: regulation of transcription by RNA polymerase II. The record is from RefSeq and is a predicted model, not a curated record. The coding region runs from base 1 to 1308 and encodes 435 amino acids.
AUGGGGACAUCCCUUGAUGCCCUCAAUGCGCCGGCCAGCCUGACCCAGCGCAGGCAAGCCGCAUCUAAUCUUCCUGCGUUCGAGCUGCCACCGCCAUCGAACAUCCAAUUCACUCCCAUAUCGACUCACAAGAUUCCUCCGCUCUCCGGCCUCGGCGCCUCUCACGCCGGUCCUGGGCUUGUGAGCCUGGGUCAACUUCUUACUCCGCCAUCAAACUCGGCCUCAGAAGGAAGCGCAACCUCAUCUGGCAUCAGCACGACCCCAAACAGUGCCGCAGUACCAGUUCUUCCUUACACCCCUAGCUUCUUCAAUACUGGCACAACACCGACCGGGUAUAACACGGGCUUCACCCCUCAGCCCUGGCACAACGGGAACGCUCUGCUUCCUCCUCGAUCCAUGUUUUCACCCAUGGGAGGCCCACAGAUGCGGCAUCACACCAAUUCCCCUACCGCUGGAGAAGCUUCGGCCCUGCCUCCUCCUCCUUAUGAUCUCAACUCAGUUCAGCCAUACGGCGCCUCUCUCCCGAUGUCUUCUCCCAUGAGUGCCACCAAUUCUGCUCAUCAGCACCAUGUCCUGUCGUCUUUGCAGAAUGGACUUCGACCGCCGAGCCAACAGUCUCCUAUAUCCCCACACGAUGGAGUUAGCAAGCCAUCCCCGAAUCCUGCCUUGUUCACAACCGUGACCAGCACGGGUCCCCACCCGUCUAGUUAUGCUUAUGCGACAUCUACACCAGUCUCUCAGAGCCCGCAUCUGCACGGGCUGCAUGGACCGCGUAUGUCUCCCACCCUUCAUCAAGGGCCACUCCCACCGCAACCGCAGGCGCCAUUUAUGCGGCCUCCUCCUCCUUCGUAUUCUUUGCCAGCAAUGCCAGGCCCUAUUAUGACAAAUGUACACAGCCCAGGAGCACAGAUGGCAAUGGUGGGCAAUAUGCAAGCGAAUAUGUUGCCAGUAGGCUUCAAUAGCGGCUACGCUGCGAAUCCGCAAGCUAUGUACGGCCAGCAACGGACGAACGCUCCACAACAGCCUCCAAUUCACGACCGCCCUUUCAAAUGUGAUCAAUGUCCCCAGAGCUUCAAUCGCAACCAUGACUUGAAGAGGCACAAAAGGAUCCAUUUAGCCGUGAAGCCGUUCCCUUGUACUCACUGUGACAAGAGUUUCUCGCGCAAGGAUGCGCUGAAGAGGCACAUCUUGGUCAAGGGAUGCGGCAGUGGCUCUACCGCCGACGGCAUGUCCCGUGACGAACACGGCAAAUCUGACUCUGGCAGCGAUGUCAACAGCGGCAGCCCGGCGGCAGCAACAGCAGCAUGA